Molecule: messenger RNA, 2399 nt
Organism: Chelonia mydas (Green sea turtle)
Lineage: Eukaryota; Metazoa; Chordata; Testudines; Cheloniidae
Product: cytochrome b5 reductase 4
Exons: 17
Coding region: 334-1803 (489 amino acids)
Biological process (GO): generation of precursor metabolites and energy; superoxide metabolic process
Cellular component (GO): endoplasmic reticulum
Molecular function (GO): oxidoreductase activity; heme binding
Source: RefSeq, a predicted model, not a curated record
CGCGGCCCGGCCGAGCGCGGAAGCGGCGAGGGGGGUGAGGGCCGCUGGGCGGCCGCGGAGCGGAGCGGGAUGCUGAACGUCCCAGCACAGGCCUUCCCCGCGUCCGGCUCCCAGCAGCGGGCGGCCGCGGGGGGGCGCAGCAAGACUUCCCAGCCAGCAGCAGAAUGAAACUGGUGUGAAUCUUCACUACUGCAGUGAAGAUUUGGUGUCUGAAGUCCAGUUUGUUGUGGACAAAUAUCUUCCCAGUGGGUGCUCAUGUUGGCAGUUGAAGGGCAAGGAGAGAGUGGAGAAUGCCACUUGCCUUGAGUCCCUUUGAAACCAGGCAGAAGUCUUAUGGAUUGGAUUCGACUAACUAAAAGUGGAAAAGACUUAACUGGACUGAAAGGACGAUUAAUUGAAGUGACUGAAGAAGAGCUUGCAAAACACAGUAAAAAAGAUGAUUGCUGGAUAUGUAUAAGAGGGCUUGUUUAUAACGUCACUUCAUAUAUGGAGUAUCACCCUGGUGGUGACGAUGAGCUAAUGCGAGCGGCAGGAACAGAUGGCACAGAUCUCUUUGAUCAGGUUCAUCGUUGGGUCAAUUAUGAAUCCAUGUUGAAGGAAUGCCUUGUUGGAAGAAUGGCACUCAAACCUGUUGCUGCUACUACAGAGACUUGCUGCACUCUACCUGAAGAGAAGAAACUCUUAAAUGGCAUGCUUCCUAAAAAUAAAGUAUUGGAUACUUCUUCCAAAGAUUUAACUCCAAGCUAUGAUUGGUUCCAAACAGAUCAUUUGGUCACUGUUGUCAUAUAUACUAAACAAAAGGGGAUGAAUUCAGAAAUGGUGAUAGUUGACCAUCAAGAUGGUAGACUGAGAGUAGACAGCAUUCUGAGGGAUUAUUCCUAUCUCUUGCAUAUUGAGCUGAGUUAUGCUGUUCAAGAAGACAUUGCUGUACACAUUGCUGAAAAAGUGGGAAAAGUGGAGAUUGUCCUGAAGAAAAAAGAUAAUAUUCCUUGGAGUAAACUGGGACAGCCACUCGAGAGUCAUAGUUCAUUUAUCAAGUGCACAGACAGAGGGCUGUGCUACAGAAGGUGCAAACUGAUUUCUAAGACAGAAGUCACCCAUGACACCAAACUUUUCUGCUUAAUGUUGCCACGGAGUACUCAUCUCCAGGUUCCUGUUGGGCACCACGUUUACCUCAAACAAAUUAUUGCAGGAACUGAGAUAGUGAAGCCAUAUACACCUGUAUCUUGUUCUUUGAAAUCAGAUUUCAAAGAACCAUCUCACCAUGAUAGUACACACCUGAUUUUAAUGAUCAAAAUUUAUCCCAAUGGACUUUUCACACCAGAACUUGACCACCUGCAAAUUGGAGACUAUAUUUCCGUGAGCAAUUCUGAAGGUAGCUUCAAGAAGUCACAAGUUCAAACUUUAGAAGAUCUCUUUUUAUUGGCAGCAGGCACAGGCUUCACACCAAUGGUUAAACUACUGAACUAUGUUCUGACUAAUGUUUGUAGUCUGAGGACAGUGAAGUUGAUGUUCUUCAACAAAACAGAAGAUGAUAUACUUUGGAGAAACCAGCUGGAGCAGUUAGCCCUGAAAGAUAAAAGGUUUGAGGUUCAAUUUAUUCUCUCAGAGCCAAAAAAAGAGGGGACCGGCAAACAGGGAAAAAUUUCUUCAUCUCUCCUUUCUGAGUUUGUGAAAAGAAGCAAAAAAGACUCCAAAAUACUUAUUUGUGUCUGCGGUCCAGCACCUUUCACAGAGCAAGGAAUACAGUUUCUGCAGGAUCUUGGAUAUUCCAAAGAAGAGGUCCAUAGUUUUACUGCAUAAAGCAACAUUGAGGAUAUGACUGUUUAAUUCAUCGAUCUUCAUUAUUUACAUUCAUAAAUAAGUUUAAAUUCUUAAAAAGAAAAAUAUUUUGUAUGCAUUAAAAUUUGACUCUUGGUAUGAAAAUAUUUCUUGAAUGGCAUGUGCAUUUGAGGUAAAGGAAUUUUAUACUGUUUUCUUGCUUUUGUAUUUUUGCUAAUACUUACAAUUCAGCUAGGAUAUUAAUUUAUUGCAGAGGCAAGUAAAUAUGUACAGUACAUAUUAGAUAUUUAAUUUUGUUAGCCUAGAACUCUUUCCUUCUAGAUCUGAUUUAUUACCUUCUAAGUACUGAUUAUAUAGAUUUUUACUUGAAACACUUUUCUUUACUGUAAAAUGUCUUAGCAAUACUGUCUGAAUUUAUGUAUUGCACUGUUAACUCAGGUAAAUGAUCACUUACACUAUGUUCUUAUUGAUAUUCUAAAACCGUGUUUGACUUUUAAGUGAUCAAAACAUGUUGUUGUUCUUGUACAUAAUAUUGAUAAAUAAGGUGCUCAUAUGUAUGGCAAACUGCGUAAAGAUGCACUAAGUAAUAAAAAGGUAAAUAAUGGAUUCUUGUUACA